Messenger RNA from Cannabis sativa, 1314 nucleotides. Its product is annotated as cyclin-D5-1-like. The transcript has 5 exons. The coding region runs from base 154 to 1101 and encodes 315 amino acids. The record is from RefSeq and is a predicted model, not a curated record. NCBI's taxonomy places the organism in Eukaryota, Viridiplantae, Streptophyta, Magnoliopsida, Rosales, Cannabaceae. Gene Ontology annotation, molecular function: cyclin-dependent protein serine/threonine kinase regulator activity. Gene Ontology annotation, cellular component: nucleus; cytoplasm; cyclin-dependent protein kinase holoenzyme complex. Gene Ontology annotation, biological process: regulation of cyclin-dependent protein serine/threonine kinase activity; mitotic cell cycle phase transition.
AAGACCCUUUAUUCAGUAUAAGAUUUUGGUAAUUGUCGUCCUCAUUUUCUUUCACCAUAUCCCCAUCUCCACCUCUUUUCCCUCUGCUCUACGAGACCCUUUUUCUUUAAAUUCCCUGUUUGGAUAAAAAAGAGGAGAGAAGAGAAAUCCAAAAUGGAUAAUGACUCCUUUUCUAGCCACCUUUCCCGAGAAAGUGAGACCCUUUUGGAGCAAAAGUUUGAAGAUGAUGAAGGCGUAUUUAUCAACUUCAGAAACAUGAGUCCUUCCGAAGAGGAAGAGCAUGUAAUAAAUUUACUGAUUGAAGAAACCGAGUUCGUGUUUAAGAAGGAUGAAUCUUUGGUGUUUGGAGACGAAGUUGAAUACGCUCGUUUAGAAGCUAUAAACUGGAUUGUCAAAACUGGAGCAGCUUUUGGAUUUCAGAAGAAAACAGCAUAUUUAUCCAUGAUAUACUUCGAUCGAUAUCUCUGGAUGAGGCCCAUAGAGACUAAUCGUCAAAUAUGGUUGAUCGGCUUACUAUCGGUUGCAGCUCUGAGAGUGGCUGCAAAAAUGGAAGAGCCAAAAAUUCCAUCUGUAUCAAAAUUUCGAUACGAAUAUAACAAUGUAGUUGAAAGUAAAGUUAUUGGCAGGAUGGAGCUUUUGCUGUUGAACACAUUCGAUUGGAAAUUGCCUUCAGUCACUCCUUUUGCUUUCCUCCAUUACUUUGUCACCAGACUUUGCCAAGAAUCUCCACCAAGAAAUUUGCUUUCUAGGAUUUCAGCUCUCAUUAUGGCUACACUGAAUGAGAUCAAUAUAGUAGAGUAUAGACCGUCAAUCAUAGCAGCGGGAGCAACAUUGGUUGCAUUGAACCACAAAAUGACCAAGUCAGAAGUGGAGUUGAAGAUGAAUUCCAUUCCUCAUCAUAAAUCUCUGAAUAUUGAAGACGUGUUUUCAUGCUACAAUCUAAUUCAGGAGUUAAAGAUUGAUGAAAAGACGUCCAUUUUGUCCUCGCCGAUUGCUUCAUCAUUUACAAAUGAAUUACACAAUGAAAGGGAAAGGCCUCGCAGUGACGAACACCAUGAUGAGAGAGUGAAUAUAACUAUGCCCUCUAAUUCUAAGGAGUAAGUUUGUUUCUUAAAAGAUCAAUGAAAGAAAGAAAGAAAGCAUUUGGGCUACUUAUAAAAGCUGAUGAUUUACAGAUAGCAAAAGAGGAGUGAUGGCGGAAAUGUGAUCGAAGAAGAGGAUUUUCUAUUUAUUUUUAUUUUAAGAACUUGCUAAAGUUUGUGUAACAGUCGUCUGCUACUUGAUACUUUUUAUCCUAUAUAAUUUGCUUUGGUU